Molecule: messenger RNA, 1395 nt
Organism: Corticium candelabrum
Lineage: Eukaryota; Metazoa; Porifera; Homoscleromorpha; Homosclerophorida; Plakinidae
Exons: 4
Coding region: 151-1227 (358 amino acids)
Source: RefSeq, a predicted model, not a curated record
AUAUUAGACUCUACUGUAUUAUCGAGAUGCAUCUCACAAUAUUGUAUUAGAGGGAUGCAUAUCUCAAUACAUUGGUAUCUCGCGUAUCCAGACCCUACCGCCGCGUUACACUCCGAACCACGCCUCACACGCAUCACGUGACCAGACGGCAUGCGCUUGGACAACUUCACCGCAAAGACAGUCGAGAUUCUCUUCAAACGAGCCGGUGGCAAAUGCUGCAUUUGUCGCGCGACGACGUUCGGUCCAAACGACAAGUCGUGGAGCUCGACGAGCAUUGGCCAAGCGGCUCACAUCAGCGCAGCAGCACCAGGAGGACCUCGAUAUGAUGAGAAGAUGCCAAGUGAGGAGAGAAAGAGCGCAAGGAACGGCAUGUGGCUUUGCUCUAACUGUCAUGAUAAGGUGGACAGGAAUGUGGAGACGUACACGUUGGAGAAGCUGCGAGAAAUCAAACACAAAGGUGAGAGUGAAGCAAAGGAAGAGUUGGGAAGGCCGCCAUCAAAAUCAGAUCAAGGAGAUCAGUUGCCAGUCAUGUUGGAUGCACUUGCCAUUCACCAAAUACGUCAAAUGAAAGGAAAGAUUAUAUCAACAGACAAAGAAGGAAUCAACAAGAAAGCAGAAGCUCUUGUUGAAGAGCUCUCGGGACUCCAACUAGGAGAAGACAGCUACAGCGUUGCAGUCAGCCGAGAAAUGCUACGUUUCCUCUCCAAACUCACCCAAUUAGCAGGAGUUGAUAUCAAUCUAGGCAUAGCAUACGAAGUGGCCAGUGUAACAACAGAGUCGAUUGACACGCACGGAACAGAGUUGACAACAGACGACAUUCAGUUGGCUGUCGACAUCAGCUCCAUGCUUGCACGUGCGUCUCUCAAAUCAAAACGAGAACCAACCGAAACUCAAGUGUUGUACGAACGUGCCAUAUCUCUUGCCUCUCACACCAUCAAGGUCAUGAAACGCGUGGGUGGGGCACAAGAUGAACGAACGAGACUUGCAGUUUCCAUGCUAAAAACCAUUCGAACAAACAAACCAAGCAGUGGCAGUAGGACACGUUUGCGUCCACGAGACGUCACCGAUGUCAAUGGCGGCGAUGAAUCUGAUGGCAAAAUCACCGAACUGUUUGCUGACUUCGAUCGCUACACAGAGCUCGUGACGAAGCUGGCAGAUACGGAAGCUCCUGAUGCUCAAUUCGAGCUCGAAUCUAAGAUCUUAUCCUUGGGAUUCAGUUACUAUUGAGUCGACCUUCUGGCGGUCAAUACACUGGAUUUUAGUUUAGUGUGUGAGAUCUUGGGAUUGACUGUGCGGGUGACAUUUUUUAGGUCAAUUAUUUUUAGUGUUUUUCUCACAUGAUUGUGAUCAUAGACUCACUCUUUCUUGUAUUUCUGGUAAAAUUGCCUCCAACUC